Beta vulgaris subsp. vulgaris (sugar beet) is the source of this 693-nucleotide messenger RNA. RefSeq lists its product as uncharacterized. Lineage: Eukaryota; Viridiplantae; Streptophyta; Magnoliopsida; Caryophyllales; Amaranthaceae. The transcript has a single exon. The coding region runs from base 1 to 693 and encodes 230 amino acids. The record is from RefSeq and is a predicted model, not a curated record.
AUGAAUUCUAGGUUAAUUCUAGGUUAUAUCCCACCAAAGAACUGCUCUUGGUAUUGGAAGCAAAUUUGCAAUGUUAAAGAGACCAUGAAGCUUCACUACAAUGAAGAUGAGAUGAAGAACAUGAUACACUUCAAGAUAAAGGAGGUGUAUAAUAAAAUUACAGGAGAAGGGGAGAGAGUUUACUGGGAUAUGAUGAUCUGGAAUAGGCUAGCAGUGCCUAAACACAGAGUGAUUAGCUGGCUAGCUAUUCAAGGUAGACUCAAAACAGCUGAUAGAUUAUGUAAAAUGGGUGUUAUAACUGAUGAUCAAUGUAAACUCUGCUGUGAACACACAGAGAGUCAUCAACACCUAUUUCUCCAAUGCUCCUAUGUAAAGAGAUUCCUGAAGUAUGUUUUUGAAUGGCUGGGUUUUAAAAGCAGGCAGGAUCAGUUGCUAAGACUAAUGAUGAUGAUGAACAGCAGAAGAGGAAAGUCCAGAGUAGUGAAGCAAAUACAUGCUGCAGUUAUCACAGCUAGUGUUUACUAUGUCUGGUGGGUAAGAAAUGAAGUUCAAUGGAACAUGAUUGUCUGGAGACCAGAGAAGUUAUAUAGAAUCAUUAGAGAGUGUAUAGUUAUGCGUGUUACCAGUGUAUUGCCUAGGAAGAUUUCUAGCAAAGAUAUAGAAUGGUGGGAAAAUGUAAAGAGUAAAGUGUAA